UCUAUGCCACUGAGUCGUCCAUCAUAGACUGGAGCUACCAGAUCCAGGAAGCACUGAAGAAAGAGUCUUCAGAGCCUCUCCUGCAAGGCAGCAACCCCAACCCAAAGGUGGAACUGGAGUUCUGGGAGAACAGGUGUGAGAACCUGGAAUGUAUUUACAACCAGCUGAGAACCAAGAAGGUCAGCAACAUGAUAGAGGUGCUGAAGAGAGCUGGGAGCAGUUACAUCCCAACCUUCAACACUAUGCUCAUGGAUGUUGAGACAGCUUUGGCCGAAGCUCAGGACAUUCACCUGCACCUGAUGCCCCUCAAGCGCCACUUGGAGGACAUCGAGAAGGUUGAGUUCAAUGAGGUGAAGCCUUUCCUGGUCCCUCUGCUCCAUGUGGUGUGUUUGAUCUGGGUCACCUCCAAGCACUACAACAUGCCUGCAAGGAUAGUAGUGCUGCUCCAGGAAAUCUGCAACCUCCUUAUCCAGCGGGCCACGGUGUACCUGUGUCCAGAAGAUCUUCUGAAAGGAGAGAUGGAAGAGAGCCUGGGCAAGGUGCAGCUGGUGCUCAGCAUCCUGAAUGCAUUCAAAGAGGCGUUUGAGGAGAGAAGGGAAAGACUGCACACAUAUUAUGGACCAGGCCAGGAAGUGAGGGAGUGGAAAUUCCCUGCUGUGAUGGUGUUUGCAAGGCUGGACAGCUUCCUGGAGAGACUGGAGAUGGUGGAGGAUCUUCUGGCAACUGCCUUGGACCUGAUGAAGCUGGAAAAGAUGGAGUUCAGUGGGAUUAAAGGGAAGGCCCUGGGCCAGCAGGUGCUGGACAUGUAUGAGAACUUCCAGGAGGCGUACAAGGUGUUGACAGAGCACUCCUAUGACUGCCUUGACCUGACCAACACGGAAUUUGUGCAAAACGCCUUGGAAUUCCAGCAGAAAGUAGAAGACAUCGACCGCCGGUUGGGCACUGUUUUCAUCCAGGCUUUUGAUGACGCCUCAGACUUGGAGCAUGCCUUUAAGUUGCUGGACAUGUUUGGGAGCCUCUUGGAGCGACCAGUGAUCGCUGCAGAUGCUGCUGACAAAUACUUUGUCCUCAUCAGCAUGUUCCACAGUGCUGUGGCCCAUGCAAGGCUCAUCUACGCCAGGCACAUCCAGGCAGAGCUGGAGCUUGGAUCCCCUGCUGUGCACAAGAACAUGCCCCCCGUGGCUGGAGCGCUGGGCUGGGCUCGGGAGCUGCGCACACGGAUCCAGGGGCCGUUUGGUCACUUGAGGCGCAUCCCACAUGCCUACUUGGAUUCUGCUGAAGGAAGGAGGGUGAUGGAGAAGUAUGAAGAAAUGAUCCAGCUGCUCGACAGGUAUCAGGAAAAGCUCUAUGUGAACUGGUCCCAAACAGUGUCUGAGCGAUCCCAGUACAACCUGGCCCAGCCGCUCAUCCAGCGGGACCCAGACACCAAACUCAUCACAGUCAACUUUGAUCCCCAGCUGGUGUCGGUGCUGAGGGAGGUGAGCUACCUGUCCAGCAGCCAGAUGGGAGCCAUCCCAGCUGUGGCAGCAGAAAUCUAUUCCUCCAGGGAAUCCUUCCGGCAGAUGGUGGCCAACUUGGAGCUGAUGGUGAACAGAUACAACAGGGUCCUGAAGACAGUCCUGGAGGUUGAAUACCCUCUAAUACAGGGGCAGCUGCAGGACAUUGACUUGAAGCUGAAAGAGGCAGAAGAAACACUGAACUGGAAGGUGGAAGGUGUCUGUGGUCACAUCUCCAUGGUGAUGGAUGGUGUCCAUGACCUCGAGCGGAGGGUACAGAAAGCCAAAGACAACGUUGAGGAGAUCCAGACCAUCGUGCGGGCCUGGGUGUCACCCAUACUGGAGAGGAAGGACUGCAAAAGGGAAUCACUGCUGGUCCUAGAGGACUGUCAGGACCGUCUGGAGAAGCGUUACAGCCUGGUCCGGGAGUCAGGGCAGAGGAUUCAUUCCCUGCUGAAGGAAAACCAGAGCCUCUUACUCGCAGACCCAGCAUCUGAUGUCUGGAAGGCCUAUGUGGAUUACGUGGAUGAGAUAGUCCUGGAUGGAUUCUUCACUGCCAUUGAGUGCUCGCUCAAGUACCUCCUGGAAAACACAGAUCCCAAGGCCGGGCUCGCUCCCCUGUUUGAGGUGCAGCUGGAUUUGGUGAUCCCGGAUUUAAUAUUUCAUCCCUCCGUGGACCCUGGCACAAACGAUGGCUUCUACGACAUGGUGGAAAGUCUUCUCAAUGACAUCUAUGGGAUCUCAUCGCUGGUGCCCCGGCUGGCCGAGCACAGCGGCUUCCCCCACUACCAGGCUGACAUGGAGGACAUGGCAGAUCUGGCUGACAUGCGCCACGAGCUGAUGGGGCGCGUGCAGGCUGUGAUGGUGGCCUGCUGCGAGUACCGCAGUGCCUUCGACCGCUACUCCUACCUCUACGGAGAGGACAGGAAGGAGUUCUGCCGCCAGUUCCUCCUCUACGGGCACAUCCUCACCGCUGCAGAAGUCGAGGCCCAUGCGGAGGACGGGGUCCCUGAGACUCCCCCCACACUGCAGCAGUUCAAAGAGCAGAUCGACUCCUACGAGAAGAUCUAUGAGGAGGUGAAUCGCAUCGAGCCCUUCAGCAUCUUCCAUGGCUGGAUGAAAGUGGAUGCUCGGCCUUUCAAGGCAUCCUUGCUGAACACCAUCAAAAGGUGGAGCUUGGUGUUCAAGCAGCAUCUUGUGGACCAUGUCACGCACAGCUUGGCUGACCUGGAGGAGUUCAUCAAAACUGCUGAGCAAGGUUUGAGCAAGAAGGUUGACAAAGGUGAUUAUGGUGGCUUGGUGGAGGUGAUGGGUCACCUCUUGGCCGUUAAAGAAAGGCAGAGUGUCACCGAUGCCAUGUUUGAGCCCCUGAAGCAAACCGUUGAACUGCUGAAGACCUAUGAGCAACAGCUACCAGAGGAAGUCUACAAGCAGCUGGAGGACCUGCCGCACACGUGGAGCCACGUGCGGAAGGCGGCGCAGGCGGUCAAGCAGCACGUGGCCCCCCUGCAGGCCAGCGAAGGGGCGGAGCUGCGCAGGCGCUGUGCGGCCUUCGAGGCCCGGCAGCGCCGCUUCCGAGAGCACUUCCGGAGAGAGGCGGCCUUCAGGUUCGACACCAAAAAGCCUUAUCAAGUGCUGGAUGCAAAACACAUUGAGAUUAAACAACUGGAGUCAGCCAUGACCUCGAUUUAUGAAUCAGCCGGUCUGUUUGAAGUCACGGUGCCAGAUUAUAGACAACUGAAGCAGUGCAGGAAGGAGCUGUGUCUGCUCAAAGAGCUCUGGGAUAUGAUCUCCCUUGUGAACAGCCGCCUUGCUGACUGGCAGACCACCAAAUGGGUGGAUAUUAAGGUGGAAGAAAUGGAUCUGGAGUGCAAAAAGUUUGCAAGAGAGAUUCGGAAUUUGGAUAAGGAAAUGAGGGCCUGGGAUGCUUUCAAUGGGCUGGACAGCAAGGUGAAGAACAUGCUCACAGCCCUGAAAGCUGUGGCAGAGCUUCAGAAUCCUGCCAUUAGAGAAAGGCACUGGAACCAGCUGAUGCAGACGACGGGUGUGAGGUUUGUGAUGGACGUGGACACCACGCUGGCUGACCUCCUGAAGCUCAACCUGCAUAACUUCGAGGAUGAGGUUCAUGGUAUUGUGGACAAAGCAGUGCGAGAGAUGAGCAUGGAGAAAGUCCUGAAGGAGCUGAAGAUGACUUGGGGCUCCAUGGAGUUUCAGUAUGAGCUUCACCCCCGCACAAACAUCCCGUUGGUGAGAUCAGAUGAGGAGCUCAUUGAAACUCUAGAAGACAACCAGGUGCAGCUGCAGAACCUAAUGACAUCCAAGUAUAUCGCCUUCUUCCUGGAGGAAGUGUCUGCCUGGCAGAGGAAGCUCUCCACUGCAGACUCUGUCAUCUGCCUCUGGUUUGAAGUGCAGCGUACAUGGGCUCACUUGGAGAGCAUAUUCAUAGGCUCAGAAGAUAUACGGGCACAGCUUCCCAAGGACUCGGAACGCUUUGAAGGGAUUGAUGUGGAUUUCAAAGAACUGGCCUAUGAAGUUCAGAAAACCCCAAAUGUGGUUGAAGCCACCAAUAAGCCAGGCCUGUCCCAACAACUGGAGGACAUUCAGAGUAGGUUGUCUCUGUGUGAGAAGGCUUUAGCUGAAUAUUUGGACAUGAAGAGGUUGGCCUUUCCCAGAUUUUACUUCAUUUCUUCUGCAGAUUUACUGGAUAUUCUUUCCAAUGGCACCAACCCACAUCUGGUGCAGCAUCAUCUUCCCAAGCUUUUUGACAGCUUGGCCCACAUUAAAUUCCAGCUGGAUUCUGAGCAAAAGGCGACCAAAGUUGGCCUGGGAAUGUACAGCAGAGAGGUGGAAUAUGUCGGCUUCAGUGAGCCCUGUGACUGCAGCGGGCAGGUUGAGGUCUGGCUGAAUCAUGUCCUGGACAGCAUGAGAGCUACUGUGAGAGAUGAGAUGACGGAAGCUGUUGUGGCUUAUGAGGAGAAGCCAAGGGAGCAGUGGCUCUUUGACUACCCUGCCCAGGUGGCUCUUACCUGCACCCAGAUCUGGUGGACAACCGAGGUUGGAAUUGCCUUUGCCAGGGUGGAGGAAGGCUACGAGAACGCGAUGAAGGAGUAUCACAAGAAGCAAGUGGCCCAGCUGAACGCCCUCGUGACCAUGCUCAUUGGGCAGCUCUCCAAGGGUGACAGGCAGAAAAUCAUGACCAUAUGCACCAUCGACGUGCACGCUCGGGAUGUGGUGUCAAAGAUGAUAGCGCAGAAGGUGGACAAUGCCCAGGCGUUCAUUUGGCUGUCGCAGCUCCGGCACCGAUGGUCGGAUGAGGAGCGGCACUGCUUUGCCAACAUCUGUGAUGCUCAGUUCCUCUACUCCUAUGAGUACCUUGGGAAUACCCCACGGCUCGUCAUCACUCCACUGACUGACAGAUGUUACAUCACCCUGACCCAGUCGCUGCACUUGACCAUGAGCGGAGCACCUGCGGGCCCUGCAGGCACCGGCAAGACGGAGACUACGAAGGAUUUGGGGCGAGCCCUGGGCAUCAUGGUGUAUGUGUUCAACUGCUCUGAGCAGAUGGACUACAAGUCUUGUGGGAAUAUUUACAAAGGCCUUUCCCAGACAGGAGCCUGGGGCUGCUUUGAUGAGUUUAACAGGAUCUCAGUUGAAGUCCUCUCUGUGGUUGCUGUACAGGUGAAGUGUGUGCAGGAUGCAAUAAGGGAAAAGAAGAAAUCCUUCAAUUUUCUUGGAGAAGACAUUAACUUAGUUCCCACAGUAGGCAUUUUCAUCACCAUGAACCCUGGCUAUGCAGGGCGAACUGAGCUACCUGAGAACUUAAAAGCUCUUUUCAGGCCCUGUGCAAUGGUUGUGCCAGACUUCGAGCUGAUCUGUGAGAUCAUGUUGGUGGCUGAGGGGUUCAUCGAGGCCCGGGCACUGGCCAGGAAGUUCAUCACCCUGUACCAGCUCUGCAGAGAGCUCCUGUCCAAGCAGGAUCACUACGACUGGGGCUUACGUGCGAUCAAGUCAGUGCUGGUUGUCGCCGGCUCCCUCAAGCGAGGUGACCCAGGGCGACCCGAAGAGCAGGUUCUGAUGCGCUCACUUCGUGACUUCAACAUCCCCAAGAUUGUGACUGAUGAUGUGCCGGUGUUCAUGGGGCUCAUUGGGGACCUUUUCCCUGCUCUGGAUGUACCUCGGAAGCGUGACCUGAACUUUGAGUCGUUGGUGAGACAGGCGGUGCUGGACCUCCGGCUGCAGGCUGAGGACAACUUCAUACUCAAAGUGGUGCAGCUGGAGGAGCUGCUGACGGUCCGUCACUCUGUCUUCGUGGUGGGUAACGCAGGCACGGGCAAGUCUCAGGUGAUGAAAUCCCUCCACAAGACUUACCAGCUAAUGAAGCGGCGUCCUGUCUGGACAGACCUCAACCCCAAAGCAGUCACCAAUGACGAGCUCUUUGGAAUCAUUAACCCAGCAACCAGAGAAUGGAAGGAUGGACUGUUUUCAUCCAUCAUGCGAGAGCUGGCCAACAUCACACAUGAUGGUCCCAAGUGGAUGGUACUAGAUGGAGAUAUUGAUCCGAUGUGGAUUGAGUCUCUUAAUACUGUGAUGGAUGAUAAUAAGGUGCUGACCCUGGCAAGCAAUGAGAGAAUCCCUCUGAACCCAACGAUGAGGCUGGUCUUUGAGAUCAGCCACCUGCGCACAGCCACUCCAGCCACUGUGUCCAGAGCAGGCAUCCUGUACAUCAACCCAUCAGACCUGGGCUGGAGUCCCCCAGUGAGCAGCUGGAUUGACAGGAGGGAGAUCCAGUCUGAGAGAGCCAACCUGACCAUUCUGUUUGAUAAGUACCUGCCAACUUGCCUGGACACCCUCAGGACAAGGUUUAAGAAGAUUAUUCCCAUUCCUGAGCAGAGUAUGGUUCAGAUGUUGUGCUACCUCCUGGAAUGCCUCCUGACAGAGGAGAACACACCUCCCGACUGUCCCAAGGAGCUCUAUGAGCUUUACUUUGUCUUUGCUGCUGUCUGGGCUUUUGGUGGAUCAAUGUUUCAAGACCAGCUUGUGGACCACAGAGUGGAAUUCAGCAAGUGGUGGGUGGCAGAAUUCAAGACCAUCAAGUUUCCUUCUCAGGGCACAGUCUUUGACUUUUACAUCGAGCCAGAAACGAAGAAGUUUGAGCCUUGGUCUAAACUUAUUCCCCCGUUUGAAUUUGAUCCAGAAAUGCCAUUACAGGCUUGCCUGGUGCCCACCACUGAGACAGUCCGUGUGCGGUACUUCAUGGACCGGCUCCUGGAGCGCCGGCGCCCGGUGAUGCUGGUGGGCAGUGCCGGCACGGGCAAGUCUGUGCUGGUGGGGGACAAGCUGUCCUCACUGGACAUGGAUGCCUAUGUGGUGAAGAAGGUCCCGUUUAACUACUACACCACCUCUGCCAUGCUGCAAGGGGUGCUUGAGAAGCCUCUGGAUAAAAAGGCUGGCAGGAAUUACGGCCCUCCAGGCACCAAGAAGCUCGUGUACUUCAUCGAUGAUCUGAACAUGCCUGAGGUGGAUGCUUACGGGACUGUGCAGCCCCAUACACUGAUCAGGCAGCACCUGGACUACGGCCACUGGUACGACAGGACCAAGCUGUCGCUGAAGGAGAUCAGGAACGUGCAGUACGUGUCGUGCAUGAACCCGACUGCGGGGAGCUUCACCAUCAACCCUCGGCUGCAGCGUCACUUCUGUGUCUUUGCGCUCUCCCUCCCUGGCCAGGAGGCCUUGUCCAGGAUCUACAGCACCAUUUUGAUGCAGCACCUGACGAGUGGCGGCUUCCCAGGGGCUGUGCAGAAGUCAGCUCAGCAGCUGCUUACCCUCGCUCUGCGACUGCAUCAGAAAGUAGCUGCCACUUUCCUGCCGACAGCCAUCAAGUUCCACUAUGUUUUCAACCUGCGAGACUUCUCCAAUAUCUUCCAGGGCCUUCUGUUCUCUACCCCUGAAUGUCUGAAGCAGCCCCAAGACCUGGUGAAACUCUACCUGCAUGAGUCAAACCGGGUGUACCGGGAUAAGAUGGUUGAAGAAAAGGAUUACGGUACCUUUGAUAAAAUCCAGCUGGAGAUGGUGAAGAAGUUCUAUGAUGAAAUUGAGGAAACUUUAGAGCAGACCAAGAGAAUGAAUGUUUAUUGCCAUUUUGCUAAAGGGAUCGGUGAACCCUGCUAUAGGCCAGUUCCAACCUGGGAGGAGUUGAACCAGAUCCUUGUGGAAGCCUUGGACAACUACAAUGAAGUCAAUCCUGCCAUGAACUUGGUACUUUUUGAGGAUGCCAUGUGCCAUGUCUGCCGCAUCAACCGUAUCCUGGAGUCCCCCAGAGGAAACGCUCUGCUGGUCGGGGUGGGUGGAAGUGGCAAGCAGAGCCUGACCAGGCUGGCAGCCUUCAUUAGCUCCCUGGAGGUUUUCCAGAUCACACUGAGGAAAGGCUAUGGCAUCCCUGAGCUGAAGGUGUGGUACCCAGCCCAUGCUCUGCAGAAUGUAGGUGCAGCCCCUAAGUCCUUACUUUUCAACCCCCAGGCAGACCUGGCAAACCAGUACCUGAAAGCUGGUGUGAAGAACAUGGGCACUGUGUUCCUCAUGACUGACGCGCAAGUGGCGGACGAGCAGUUCUUGGUGCUGGUGAAUGACUUCUUAGCAUCAGGUGAAAUCCCGGAUCUCUUUCCUGAUGAUGAAGUUGAAAACAUCAUCAACAGUGUGAGGAAUGAAGUCAAAGGCCGGGGGCUGCUGGACUCCAAGGAGACUUGCUGGAAGUUCUUCAUAGAGCGCGUUAGGCGACAGUUGAAGGUCGCGCUGUGCUUCUCCCCCGUUGGCAGCAGGCUCCGUGUCCGCAGCAGGAGGUUCCCGGCCAUCGUCAGCUGCGUGGCCAUAGACUGGUUCCAGGAGUGGCCACGGGAGGCCCUCGAGUCCGUCAGCCUCCGCUUCCUGCGUGAGACAGAGGCCGUGGAGGAUUCACUGAAAAGCUCAAUAAGCAAAUUCAUGGCCUACGUCCACACAAGUGUCAACGAGAUAUCCCGAUUGUAUCUGAGCAAUGAGCGGCGAUAUAACUACACCACUCCAAAGUCAUUCCUUGAGCAAAUCAAACUAUAUCAGAAUUUGCUUUUGAAAAAGGGCAAGGAUUUAAAGGCAAAAAUGGAGCGGCUGGAGAAUGGUCUGGAGAAGCUCAAAAGCACCUCUGCACAAGUGGAUGAGCUGAAGGCCAAGCUGGCAGCCCAAGAAGUGGAGCUGAAGCAGAAGAAUGAUGAUGCUGACAAGCUGAUCCAGGUGGUGGGGGUGGAGACGGAGAAAGUGAGCAGGGAAAAGGCCAUCGCCGAUGAGGAGGAGCAGAAGGUGGCACUGAUCACCCAGGAGGUGGAGCAGAAACAGAAGGACUGUGAGGAGGACCUGGCCAAAGCUGAGCCUGCCCUGGCAGCUGCCCAGGCUGCUCUGAACACCCUCAACAAGAAGAACCUGACAGAGCUGAGGUCCUUUGGGUCACCACCUUCAGCUGUCAGCAAUGUCACCGCGGCAGUGAUGGUGCUGAUGGCUCCGGGAGGAAGGAUUCCCAAGGACAGGAGCUGGAAGGCAGCGAAAGCCGCCAUGGCCAGGGUGGAUGGCUUCCUGGACUCCCUGAUCAAGUUUGAUAAGGAGAACAUCCAUGAGAACUGCCUCAAAGCCCUUCAGCCCUAUCUACAAGACCCCAAGUUCAAGCCCGAAUUCGUGACCACCAAGUCCUUGGCCGCGGCCGGGCUCUGCUCCUGGGUGCUGAACAUCGUGCGCUUCCACGCCGUGUUCUGCGAGGUGCAGCCCAAGAGGCAGGCGCUCAGCAAAGCCAACGCGGAGCUGGCGGCUGCCCAGGACAAGCUGGCCAGCAUCAAGGCCAAAAUCGCUCGCCUCAACGAGAACCUGCGGAAGCUCACAGCCAAGUUUGAGAAGGCCACUUCAGACAAACUCAAAUGUCAGCAAGAAGCUGAAGCGACAGCGUGUACCAUCGCGCUUGCGAAUCGCCUGGUUGGGGGACUUGCCUCUGAGGACGUGAGAUGGGCUGAAGCCGUGAAGGACUUCAAACAGCAGCACAGCACGUUGUGUGGAGACGUCUUGCUGAUCACAGCCUUUGUCUCCUACCUGGGCUACUUCACCAAGAAAUACCGACAGGACCUCCUGGAUGGGAUCUGGAGGCCGUAUUUGCAGCAGCUGGAAGUGCCAAUCCCUGUGACUCCAUCCCUCGACCCUCUGACCAUGCUGGCCGAUGAUGCUGAUGUGGCAGCCUGGCAGAACGAGGGCCUGCCGGCCGAUCGGAUGUCCACCGAGAACGCCACCAUCCUGAGCACCUGUGAGCGCUGGCCCCUCAUGGUGGACCCCCAGCUGCAGGGUAUCAAAUGGAUCAAAACCAAGUAUGGAGAAGACCUCCGAGUGAUCCGGAUUGGGCAGAAGGGGUAUCUGGACAGGCUGGAACAAGCCCUGGCUGCAGGAGAGCUGGUUUUGAUUGAAAACCUGGAGGAAUUCAUGGAUCCAGUUUUGGGGCCAUUACUGGGGCGAGAAACGAUCAAGAAAGGAAGGUACAUUAAGAUUGGGGACAAGGAGUGUGACUUGAACCCUGCUUUCCGCCUCAUCCUCCACACAAAGCUGGCAAACCCCCAUUUCCAGCCCGAGCUGCAGGCACAGUGCACCCUCAUCAACUUCACUGUCACACGGGAUGGGCUGGAGGACCAGCUCCUCGCGGCGGUGGUCAACAUGGAGAGGCCUGACUUGGAAGAGCUUAAGUCAUCUCUCACAAAGCAACAGAAUGGCUUCAAAAUCACCUUGAAAACACUAGAGGACAACUUGCUCUCUCGGCUGUCAUCAGCAUCUGGGAACUUCCUGGAAGACACAGCGUUGGUGGAGAACUUGGAGGUCACUAAACAGACCGCUGCGGAGAUUGGAGAGAAGGUCCAGGAGUCUAAGGUGACAGAAGCUAAGAUUAAUGAGGCCAGAGAGCACUACAGGCCUGCUGCUGCACGGGCCUCUCUGCUCUACUUCACCAUGAACGACCUCCAUGCCAUCCAUCCCAUGUACCAGUUCUCUCUGAAGGCCUUCAGACUCGUGUUUCAGAAAGCCAUUGAGAGGGCACCUCCGGAUGAGAGCCUGGAGGCGCGCGUGCUGAACCUCAUCGACAGCAUUACGUUCUCUGUGUUCCAGUACACAACCCGGGGGCUGUUUGAGUGUGAUAAAUUGACCUACACCGCUCAAGUUACCUUCCAGGUACUUCUGAUGAGUAAAGAAAUCAAUGCAGUAGAACUGGAUUUUCUUCUAAGGUACCCAGCGCAGACCAGAGUCACAAGCCCUGUGGAUUUCCUGUCUAAUCACUCCUGGGGAGGAAUCAAGGCUCUCUCAUCCAUGGAGGAAUUCAGAAACCUGGAUCGGGAUAUUGAGGGAUCUGCAAAACGGUGGAAGAAAUUUGUUGAGUCUGAGUGUCCUGAAAAGGAGAAGUUCCCUCAGGAAUGGAAGAACAAGUCAGCCCUGCAGCGCCUGUGUAUCAUGAGAGCCAUCCGGCCCGAUCGCAUGACCUAUGCUGUCAGAGAUUUUGUGGAGGAGAAGCUUGGCAGUAAAUACGUGGUAGGGAGAUCCCUGGAUUUUGCAACAACCUUUGAGGAAUCGGGACCUGCGACGCCAGUGUUCUUCAUCCUGUCCCCGGGAGUCGACCCACUGAAGGAUGUGGAGAAACAAGGGAAGAAACUCGGUUAUACUUUUAACAACAGGAAUUUCCACAACGUUUCCCUUGGACAAGGUCAAGAGGUCGUUGCUGAACAAGCUCUGGAUCUGGCUGCAAAGGAGGGUCACUGGGUCAUCCUUCAGAACAUCCACCUGGUGGCCAAGUGGCUGAGUUCCCUGGAGAAGAAGCUGGAGCAGCACAGUGAGGGCAGCCACCAGGACUUCCGUGUCUUCAUUAGCGCAGAGCCAGCACCUUCCUCUGAGAGCCACAUCAUUCCCCAGGGCAUCCUGGAGAACUCCAUCAAAAUCACCAACGAGGCCCCAACCGGGAUGCACGCAAACCUGCACAAAGCCCUCGACAACUUCAACCAGGAUACCCUGGAGAUGUGCACCCGGGAACAUGAGUUCAAGAGCAUCCUCUUUGCUCUCUGCUAUUUCCAUGCUGUGGUGGCAGAAAGGCGCAAGUUUGGUCCCCAAGGCUGGAACCGGUCCUACCCCUUCAACACUGGAGACCUCACCAUCUCUGUGAACGUGCUGUAUAAUUACCUGGAGGCCAGCUCAAAGGUCCCAUAUGAUGAUUUACGCUACCUCUUUGGUGAGAUCAUGUAUGGAGGACACAUUACAGAUGACUGGGACAGGCGGCUCUGCAGAACCUAUUUGGAAGAAUUUAUUAAGCCAGAAAUGCUGGAGGGAGAACUCCUCCUAGCUCCAGGCUUCCCCCUCCCAGCAAACAUGGACUAUAAUGGCUAUCAUCAGUACAUAGACGAUGCCUUGCCUCCAGAGUCUCCUUAUCUGUAUGGCCUCCAUCCCAAUGCUGAGAUUGGCUUCCUUACCCAGACCUCAGAGAAGCUCUUCCGCACCAUGCUGGAGAUGCAGCCCCGGGACAGCAGCACGGGUGAUGGAGGAGUGGUGACCAGGGAAGAAACGGUGAAAGCCCUUCUGGAAGAGAUGUUAGAGAAACUGAUGGAUGAGUUUAACAUUGCAGAACUGAUGGCAAAGGUGGAGGAGAGGACACCGUACGCUGUGGUUGCCUUCCAGGAAUGUGAGCGCAUGAACAUCCUCACCAGUGAAAUAAAACGCUCUCUUAAGGAGCUGGACCUAGGGCUGAAGGGAGAACUGACCAUGACAAGCGACAUGGAGAACCUGCAGAAUGCCCUUUUCUUGGACAUGGUGCCUGAGUCCUGGACAAAGAAAGCUUACCCUUCCACGGCCAGCCUGGGCUCGUGGUUUGCUGACCUCCUCGCGCGCAUCAGGGAGCUGGAGGCCUGGACAGGAGACUUUUCCUUACCCUCCACAGUGUGGCUUGCUGGGUUCUUCAAUCCCCAGUCUAUCCUGACAGCUAUCAUGCAGUGCACGGCCCGGAAAAACGGGUGGCCUUUGGACAAGAUGGCCUUGCAGUGUGACGUGACAAAGAAGAACAGGGACGAUUUUGCCAGCCCUCCUCGGGAAGGGGCGUACGUCCACGGCUUGUUCCUGGAGGGUGCGCGCUGGGAUGCACAGGCUGGGAUAAUCACGGAUGCCAGGCUCAAGGAGCUAACCCCAGCCAUGCCCGUCGUUUUCCUCAAAGCCAUUCCUGCUGACAAGCAAGAUCUCCAUAACAUGUACCCGUGUCCUGUGUACAAAACACACCAGAGAGGGCCAACCUAUGUGUGGACUUUUAACCUUAAAACUAAGGAGAAUCCCUCCAAGUGGGUGCUCGCUGGUGUGGCGCUGCUGCUGCAGGUCUGAUCCCCAGCAGGGCCCCUCAUUGCAAAGCCCUCAUGAGGUCUUUCUCAGACAACUUAAAUAGGAUCCUGAGGUUGAACCCAGGAUUCACCUCUCUGAGCACUUGGGCACGUAGCUGAAAUAGAACCUACAAGGAGGUGACAGAGGUGCAGGGGGACACAUGGAGCAGAUUCGUGGCUGCUGUCAAUCACUACCCUGUAAUCCCUACACUGGAAGAUCCUAACCUGCAGCAGGAUCUUCCACCCCCAGAAUUAAUGUAAUGUUGAUUUCUCUUGCAGGAUGCAAAGUAGUUUUAAAGUGAGUGGCCUUCUCCAGACUCCUCAGAUAGGCCAGGGACCUGUGAAAUUCUUCAGAUCUUAUCCUUUUCUAUACAGGAGUGUUUCUUUGUUAUAGGUGUGAUACCAGAAGCUGGGAGAUCAACAGGUACUGUGGAUGUAAACUGUUUCUUACUAAUAUUGCUGUAAAUUUUAAACCCAUUUAAAAUAGUGUUAAUAUCCAGUGUGCUUCAUGUAACCAUCAAUAAAACUACAGCGUUUCUAAAGCAGAAA
Pezoporus occidentalis (night parrot) is the source of this 13435-nucleotide messenger RNA. RefSeq names its product dynein axonemal heavy chain 9 (gene DNAH9). The transcript has 67 exons. The coding region runs from base 189 to 12890 and encodes 4233 amino acids. The record is from RefSeq and is a predicted model, not a curated record. Gene Ontology annotation, cellular component: dynein complex. Gene Ontology annotation, biological process: microtubule-based movement. Lineage: Eukaryota; Metazoa; Chordata; Aves; Psittaciformes; Psittacidae. Gene Ontology annotation, molecular function: ATP binding; dynein light intermediate chain binding; minus-end-directed microtubule motor activity.